Molecule: messenger RNA, 483 nt
Organism: Penicillium concentricum
Lineage: Eukaryota; Fungi; Ascomycota; Eurotiomycetes; Eurotiales; Aspergillaceae
Exons: 1
Coding region: 1-483 (160 amino acids)
Source: RefSeq, a predicted model, not a curated record
AUGCUAGUCGAUACUCCUGGCGACUACAACCCUUACAAGGACCUGUAUCAAUAUGACGCUCCCGUAUUUGGCACUUUCACGACAACAGAUAUCGCCGGGAGCAAAUUUCCACAUUUCAAAGCAGUCAUCUACAACGACUUGGAGGCGGACAAUGAAACUUUUUUCCGUGGAGAGCUCUUGAUCAGCCUUCGCCUGAUGCUGGGCCAACUGAGAAAGAAGAAAGCACCGGUGAUUCUCUAUUAUCUCUUUUCCCCAUUCUAUGAUAUCUUUGGGGUUGCUGACUGGGGUAUCCUAUAUGUGUUACUCAUCUCAUUGGCGGGCAACCGUGCACGCUUAUUGGAGUCCUAUUUUGACGAUCAAUCUGAAUCGCUUAUAGUGCGCUCUUCUGGUCUUUACGAAUUAUCCGACUGGGUAUCGACAUCGAAGGCAUUCAAGACCCUCGCCGAGUAUUAUCUCGGCGAUCCAGCAGGGAAUACGGCCUGA